AGUAAUCGCGCGCGGUCGGUCGCGGUGCUCAGUCGGUGGUUGUUCGGGACGAAUGGGCGCGUCCACGAAGUGCGGGGUAACGAUGGAGGCUGUGUUAAUUGCGACGAUCGAGUGAUACAUACCGUGUGUAUACACGGGGAUCGUGUCCUGGAUUUGUGGCUCGCGUAUCCCCUUCGCGCGUGUCUCCUACUCCCUUCCCCUGUGACUGCACCCCUGCUUUUGUGUGCGUGCGUGUCCCUCUAAUAUAAUGGUCAUUUAGCAUUUCGUAUUAAAAGAAGUAAAGCUAAAAAUUGGAAAGAAAGAAAAGAAAUAGUGCAAUAGAACAAAGAAAGGUACAAGAAACGAAAGAAUGUCAUCCACAUAGUCAAAUCGAGGCGACCGAAGAAAGAAGCAAGCAGGUCGAAUACGGUGCAGUGGUUACCCUGAGUCGUUGAGGAAAAAAAACAGGAAGACGAUGCAAAGGAAUCUAAGCUCGUAACAGAAAGAACGCCUGGCCCGAAGGCGUUAAACCGGGAAGAGUAUAAUCGGGGUACGAAGCGAUGUACGCAGCUGCGGGUGGCGCCAGUAUAGCGAAUAGGAGGAAGCAGAAGCGAUUACAGCUAAACAAACGUGCCGCCGAGGGUACGAUCCCGUCACGACUGAAGACGAUUCCAGCUUCUCAGCACCACUACCACCAUCAACACCAUCACCCCAGCAAGUUUGCUCGUCCGCACGUUGUUCCACCAUCUUCCACACCACAGCCACAGCCACCAUCAUCUGCAUUCCAUCCGAGCAUCGAUCGACGGCGUCAUGUCGAGAAGUGUCAGCAGGUUGCACCUGCUUCCCCAAUCCAGUUUCCAAUAUCGCCACCACCGCUCUCCCUUGAGUCACCUAGUUCAGUUACAUGCGCCACUAAAUCCAAUAAUUUUCCUUUUCCACCACCAUCGAUCCUUGAUCUCCGAGUUUCGCCAUCUUCUUCAGAGCUACAGUGUAGCGGAGGACCUGGAAAAGCAGCAUGGCAGGGAUGCAGCAGACCUUCUCCCCUUCCUUUAUCUCCUAUGUCACCCCAUGGAUGUCGUGGGGAUGGUUACAAAACAAAGCAAUGCGAGGCUCAUCGACGAUGGAUGAAAAGGAACAGGAUAAGAGAUGCAAGUUAUUGCUAUGGAAGCAGUGGAGAAGAUGACGAAGAAGAUGGAAGCAGUAAUGCAAACCGUCGUAGAGGUGAAGUUAGUGCGGCAGUGAAUACCGUACUUUAUGCGGGGCUGGGAACUACAGCGCUCGGAUUAGUUAUAUCGUUUGUCGGCACUGGAGAGAAAGGAUUCCUCAGUCCGGAAUUGAGGCUGGUGGGUCCUUCGCUACUGUGCGCCGGUUUACUGUGUUGCCUAUUUCGGGUGCUGCUCUGCCUCUGUUUAUGUCGUUGCGGUCAAUGCCGCUGGCGGUUUUGUCACGUUGCUUCUGACAAGAAAGAGAAAGUGAGGAAAACGGAAGCUAGACCCGUUGGAACAUUGCCUACCGCCUCACUUUUAUCACCAGUGCAUCAACAACAGCAACAACAGCAAUCGGCCAUACCUACAAGUGGCGUUGCAUCAUCAUCAACAAAAGCACAUGAGCUCUUGCUCUCUCCUGCCCAAUUACCAGAGUGAAAACACCAUUACGAACGUUUUCUACGAAAUCUACACGCCGAUUAACUGCCGGUUCUUGUCCAAUAUAGAAUAUCUUAUCUCCAUUCGACCUGAACCGUUUUCGCAAACGAAAGAAAAACAACAAUCACAGCCUAUUUCUAGUUUAAAUGCGAAUUCUAGUGCUUAAAAUAAUAGUUAAAUAAACAAUCGCCUAUGUUUUUC
This is a messenger RNA of Eufriesea mexicana, 1823 nucleotides long. RefSeq lists its product as uncharacterized. The record is from RefSeq and is a predicted model, not a curated record. NCBI's taxonomy places the organism in Eukaryota, Metazoa, Arthropoda, Insecta, Hymenoptera, Apidae. Bases 540 to 1622 code for a protein of 360 amino acids. The transcript has 4 exons.